Molecule: messenger RNA, 845 nt
Organism: Brassica napus (rape)
Lineage: Eukaryota; Viridiplantae; Streptophyta; Magnoliopsida; Brassicales; Brassicaceae
Product: pectinesterase inhibitor-like
Exons: 1
Coding region: 235-765 (176 amino acids)
Molecular function (GO): enzyme inhibitor activity
Source: RefSeq, a predicted model, not a curated record
AAGGCUCAGUAUAAUAUUGGCCCAAUAAGUUGUUAUUUGUUUUCUGUUUGACCGUUGCAUAUUUCCCGCCGAUUUUCUGAAGGCAGACAAAAUUACUAAAAACAGAUCUCUUCAACAACAAAAAACAAAAACAAUAAACAAAACUCGCUUUGAACUUUCGUUAUUGUUUCAUUUUUUCAAAUAUAAAUCUCUAUUCAUCAUCCAUAACCCUAAUCAUUCCAGACCUAAUAAAAGAUGAUGAAGCAAUUCACCGGACUUAUCUUUCUCUGCAUCAUUUCUUUCUUCUCCAUCGGUGGAAAUGCUGAUUCCAGUUUAAUUUCCGAUCUGUGCAAACAUUGUGACGACCCAAAACUCUGCCUCUCUACCAUCAAGUCGCGCCCUGAGUCUGGCGAAUUUGCAGCCACCAGCAACCAAAUUGAGAUUAUAGCUAUCUCCGUUGCAUCGUCAGACGCAUCUGCUACUUCUGCUUACAUCAAGGAAAAGCUGAGCCACGAGGAUUUGGAGCCAGCAACGGAGGCCACAUUUGAAGACUGCCAGAAAAACUACCAAGAUGCUGUGGAGCAGCUCGACGACUCAAUAUCCGCCAUGCUCGCUGACGCACAUGCUGACGUUGACGUCUGGCUGCAUGCGGCGAUAAGCGCCAUAGAGUCAUGUGCUACCGAGUUAGAGUCACGCGGAGGAAAUGAUGCAGAGCUUUCAAAGAGAAACGAGGUGUUUCUCAAGUUGUGCAAAAACGCUUUGGUGAUAAACAAGAUGUUAUCCUGAGAAUGUUAAUCCCCAAAACUUGAAUAUUAUUUAUUUUAUUUGGUUUAAUUAAGAUGAAAGUGGUUCGGUCUGGUUUAUUA